CCCGCCCCCCGGGCCCAGCGUCCGCGCCUCCCGCGCCGCCCUUCCGGUCGCCUGUCCCGGCCUGUGCCGGCAGAUCCUCCGCUAGGCCCGGGAGCUCCGCCGCCCCUGGGAAUAUCAGAUAAGCCAAAUGGCAUCUGGAGACUUCUGUUCACCUGGAGAAGGGAUGGAAAUACUACAACAAGUGUGCAGCAAGCAGUUUCCUCCUUGUAACCUGAGUGAAGAGGACCUGUUACAGAACCCAAAUUUCAGCAAGCUGUUGAUGAGUCUGUCACAGCAUGUGGAUGAUAGUGGCUUAAGCCUCACCAUGGCAAAGGAACAGUCUCAGGCAUGGAAUGAAGUUCGACUGCAUAAGACAACAUGGUUGAGGUCCGAAAUUUUAUACAGAGUCAUCCAAGAGCUGCUUGUAGACUACUAUGUGAAGACACAAGACACAAAUCUAAGUUCAGAAGACAAAAAGUUUCAUGAGACCCUUGAACACCGGCUGCUCAUGACUGAACUGACACAGCUCUCAGAGCCUAGGCCCAGUAAGGAGAUACCUCUACUUCUAGGGCUGGAGAAGGCGGACCUUCUGGAACUCUUGCCACCCUCAGAGGAUUUUGUGUGGAUGAGAGCACGGCUCCAGCUAGAAGUGGAGGAGCAGCUUAAGAGGAAGUGUUUCACUCUGCUGUGCUACCAUGAUCCCAAUUCAGACACAGAUAGUGAAACACUGAAGGCUGCAAAGGUGUGGAAACUGGCAGAGGUCUUGGCAGGUGAGAAGCAGCAGUGCCUGGAUGCCAAGAGCCAGCAGAAGGAGCAGCUGGUGUUGUUGGAGAAGAAGAGCGCCAUCUAUUCCCAGGUACUUCUCCGUUGCCUUGCCUCGCUGCAGAAGCUGCUUCAGGAGCACCAGCUGAAGACUCAGUCAGAGCUAGACUGCAUAAAUGCCCAGUACCUGGAGAUCAAGUGCAGUGCCAUGAUACUUAAACUGAGGAUGGAGGAACUAAAGAUUUUGUCUGAUACUUAUACUGCUGAGAAAGUUGAAGUUCAUCGGCUUAUUAGGGACCGCUUAGAAGGAGCCAUUCGCCUACAAGAGCAAGACAUGGAGAAGUCAAGACAGAUCCUAAACACCUAUGAGGUCCUUGGAGAGGAGUUUGACAGGCUUGUGCAAGAGUAUACUGAACUCAGACAGGCAACUGAGAACAAACGUUGGGCGCUCCAGGAGUUCAACAAGGCCUCAUCUUUCUGCUGAAGGGACCACCACCACCUGAGGAUGUCUUUAUUACAAAGGAAAAUAGGAGCUGGGCAUGGUGGCACACACCUCUAAUCCCAGCUUUUGGGAGGCAAGGGUAGGAGAAUUGCCAUGAGUUCGACUACAUAGUGAAUUCCAAUAAAAGAAUACUUCAAAUACUGGAGUCAUUAAGGCA
Jaculus jaculus (lesser Egyptian jerboa) is the source of this 1400-nucleotide messenger RNA. It is a transcript of the gene Haus4, whose product is annotated as HAUS augmin like complex subunit 4. Gene Ontology annotation, molecular function: microtubule minus-end binding. The transcript is spliced from 10 exons. The record is from RefSeq and is a predicted model, not a curated record. Bases 128 to 1225 code for a protein of 365 amino acids. Gene Ontology annotation, biological process: centrosome cycle; spindle assembly. Gene Ontology annotation, cellular component: HAUS complex. Lineage: Eukaryota; Metazoa; Chordata; Mammalia; Rodentia; Dipodidae.